Molecule: messenger RNA, 1815 nt
Organism: Recurvomyces mirabilis
Lineage: Eukaryota; Fungi; Ascomycota; Dothideomycetes; Mycosphaerellales; Teratosphaeriaceae
Exons: 1
Coding region: 1-1815 (604 amino acids)
Biological process (GO): iron ion transport; intracellular iron ion homeostasis; copper ion import
Cellular component (GO): plasma membrane
Molecular function (GO): ferric-chelate reductase activity
Source: RefSeq, a predicted model, not a curated record
AUGGCCACCACACUCGCGCUGCUUGCAGCCGCACUACCGUACACACUCGCACAGACUUCAGGAGGACACGCCGGUGCGAACGAAGGGCCAACGGCGGCCGAUUUAGAGAACAUUCAGAUCUGCAAAUAUACGGCGUGGACAUGGGCGGCAAUCAUUGGCGGCCUGCUGAUAUACCGAUGGACUCGCUACCUUCUACAUCACGUGCGGCGACUAGCCAAUCUCAACCAGGGUUCCACGAGCGAUGGCAGGCAAAAAUACUUCAGCCUACCUGACGAGAAUUAUGCCAAAUUCAAGCGCCACCUCAUCACGGCACCAUUGUUCAGGAAACGACACAACCGCGAGUUCAAGCUCUCUUCGGCUCUCAAUGUUGGCACACUUCCCGGCCGUCUUCAAUCACUAUUCUUGAUUGGCUACUUCGCCAUGAACGCCGCACUCUGCGCCAUCAGCAUAGACUGGAGCAACACCAAGACCUUCUACGAUGAUGCACGCAAUCGGACUGGUGUUUUGGCUGUCAUGAAUAUGAUUCCUCUCUUCCUACUCGCUGGCCGCAACAAUCCUCUCAUCUGGCUGCUGGACAUCAGCUUCGAUACGUACAACCUCGUCCACAGGUGGAUCGGCCGAAUUGUUGUCUUCGAGGCCGUGGCACAUACUGCCUUCUGGAUGGCUGGCAAAAUUGCCGUGAUGGGCGAUCACAAAGGCUGGGCCAUGAUCAAGGUCGCCAUGGGCAGUAGCCAGCUGAUCAUGAGCGGAACCAUCGGCACGUGUGCUUUCGUGGCCAUCCUCUUACAAUCACCUUCGGUCGUACGACACGCUUUCUACGAGACUUUCCUGCACGUACAUAUCCUGCUCGCCAUCACUGCCACGGUCGCUGUAUGGAUCCACUUGAACAUGCUCCCACAGCAGGCACUUCUCCAAGGCGCCAUCAUCUGUUGGGCCAUCGAGCGUGUGGUCCGAUUUGUCUGGCUGAUCCGCAAUAACAUCAGCAGAGGCGUCACCAAAGCCGAAGUUGAAGCACUUCCAGGUGAUGCGGUCAAGGUCACACUCCGUAUCGCCAAACCAUGGAAGUUCCAGCCCGGCCAGCACAUCUACAUGUACAUGCCAUCUGUGGGCCUCUGGACCAGCCACCCUUUCUCCCUGGCCUGGUCCGACGAACAACCAGAAUUCGGUGGUGAGAAAGGCCUACCGAUGGCUCGCCAAGACAUCCUCGCUGCGAACAAAGCCCGCAGCAUGUCCCUCAUCAUUCGUCGCCGCACAGGCUUCACAGACAAGAUGUACCGCAAGGCCGAGAACUCCGCCGGCGGUAAAUUCAUCACCACCGCCCUCGUUGAGGGUCCCUACGGAAAUCAGAGUUUCCAAUCCUACGGUACUGUCAUGCUCUUCGCUGCGGGCGUGGGUAUCACUCACCAAGUCCCUCACGUCCGCGACCUCGUAGCCGCCCACAGCAACGGCACCUGCGCCACACGCAAAGUCGUCCUCGUCUGGAUCAUCCAGAGCCCGGAACAUCUCGAGUGGAUCCGGCCCUGGAUGACGUCCAUCCUCUCCAUGGACAAACGUCGCGAUAUCCUCAAAAUUUUACUGUUCGUCACCCGGCCCAGAAGCACAAAGGAGAUUCGUAGUCCGAGUUCUAGCGUGCAGAUGUUUCCUGGGAAGCCGGAUGUUGGGGCGUUGAUUGAAAAGGAGCAGGCCACUCAGGUCGGGGCGAUGGCGGUUAGUGUUUGUGGGACGGGCAGUUUGAGUGAUGAUGUGAGGAGGGCGGUUAGGGAGAGGUGUGAGAGGACUGAGAUGGAUAUCUUUGAGGAGGCUUUCUCGUGGUAG